AUGCCCAUCACCAAGAAGCGUAAGGUCGCCCACGCAGCACCCGCUGCUCCCAUUGAGGACGGCGACGUUGCAUCAAAUGCCAGCUCUGGCAGCCCAGAACCCUCCGCCGAAGACUCCGACGAUGCAGCGUCCAAUGCAACCUCUUCAAGCCCUCAAGCUGUCUCCAAAGGCGCCAGUGACGAAGAUGCCUCCUCCGAAACCGUGACUAGCGCCCCUUCUGCUGCCAAAACAUUUAAAGAACUCGGUCUCAUUGACUCACUAUGCGAAGCCUGUGAAAAAAUGGGAUACAAACUCCCUACGCCCAUCCAGUCCGAGUCGAUUCCGCUGGCGCUGCAAGGUCGUGAUAUUAUCGGACUCGCUGAGACCGGUAGUGGAAAGACCGCUGCAUUCGCCCUCCCCAUUCUCAUGGCCCUUAUGGAAAGGCCUCAACCAUUCUUCGGACUCGUGAUGGCCCCAACCCGUGAACUGGCAUACCAGAUCUCACAAGCAUUCGAAUCGCUUGGCUCGACAAUCAACGUGAGAUCCACAUGCUUGGUCGGUGGCAUGGACAUGGUCCCGCAAGCAAUUGCACUAGGAAAGAAACCUCACAUCGUCGUUGCCACUCCCGGCAGACUUCUCGACCACCUCGAGAACACAAAAGGCUUUUCUCUCCGCAACCUGAAAUACCUCGUCAUGGACGAAGCAGACAGACUUCUUGACAUGGACUUCGGCCCCAUCCUCGAUAAGAUUCUCAAGGUGCUACCACGUGAACGCCGAACCUUCCUCUUCUCUGCAACCCUCAGCUCAAAAGUCGAGUCGCUGCAGCGAGCAUCCUUGUCAAAUCCAGCCCGUGUCUCGAUCUCUUCCAACAAAUACGCUACUGUGCAGACUCUUCAGCAAUAUUAUCUGCUGCGCCCUUACAAACACAAGGACGUCUACCUCGUCUACCUUCUCCAUGAGUUCAUCGGCCAAUCAGUCAUCAUUUUCAUGCGCACUGUUCAUGAGACGCAGCGCGUUGCCUUCUUGCUGCGCGGUUUGGGCUUCGGUGCAAUCCCUAUUCACGGACAGAUGUCGCAAUCUGCUCGUCUCGGUGCGCUAGGAAAAUUCCGGUCGAAGAGCAGGGAAAUUCUGGUUGCCACCGAUGUCGCUGCUCGUGGUUUGGAUAUUCCCAGUGUCGACGUGGUUCUCAAUUACGAUCUUCCGUCAGACAGCAAGACCUAUAUUCAUCGUGUUGGACGUACAGCUCGCGCUGGUCGCGCGGGUAAAUCCAUCAGCUUCUGCAGUCAAUACGAUGUCGAGGUUUGGCAGCGUAUAGAGGCGGCAUUGGGCAAAGAGUUGCCUGAGUACCCUGCACCUAAAGAUGAAGUCAUGGUCUUUGCUGAAAGAACGAGUGCCUCACAGCGAGACGCAAUCCAGGCCAUGAAGCAUUACGAUGAGAAGAAGGGAAGCAAAGGCAAGGGCAAGUUUUCCUUCAAGGGCAAGCGAAGUCGGGAUGCCAUGGACCAGGAAGAGGGCUAG
Molecule: messenger RNA, 1497 nt
Organism: Penicillium bovifimosum
Lineage: Eukaryota; Fungi; Ascomycota; Eurotiomycetes; Eurotiales; Aspergillaceae
Gene: rrp3
Product: RNA-dependent ATPase RRP3
Exons: 1
Coding region: 1-1497 (498 amino acids)
Molecular function (GO): ATP binding; nucleic acid binding; RNA helicase activity
Source: RefSeq, a predicted model, not a curated record